AGCACGAACAACAACGACAUCGGCAACGACUUUAACAAAGCCGGACCGAGCGAAUCGAAACAAGACGCAAGUUGCUCCUCGCAAAGAUUGUAUCUAAAAGGGAGCAGGCAGCGUUGCUGAAACAAUCGACACCGCAACUCGCACUACUCGCAAGGCACUCCGCCAAACACCUUGCGAUCCCGUUUCGCAUCACAUCAUAUCACAUCACAUCACAUCACAUCACAUCACAUCACAUCACCCGGUCCUGACGCAGUGACUGUACAUAGGACCGCGAUUUGGUUCCAGUGUUAGUGCCAGUAUCAAUUCCACCGAGCAGAUCAAUAAGCAGAGAAGUUUGUAGACUGCAGUGCAACGGCCUGAGAAAAAAAAAACAGUCACAAACCAAACCAAACCAAACGGCUUGUUGCAGCCUUUUGUCCCAUCGGAAGGACACCGAGGAAAUCAACAACGCAAACCCAUUGUUCACUGAAAGAACGGCAAUAGAAACCGCUACCAUGGUGCCCUCGAUAAGUGAAGCGAAAGACACCAUAGAAGAAAAGCCCCCGGAGGAAAAGAAGGAAAAGGCCGACGCCAAGGCCGACUCGGCGGCCACGGCUACGGAACCCGCGAAGAAGAAAAAGAAGAAGAAAAAAGAGGGCAACACCGCGUCGUCGUCUUCGCCGGCGUCCCCAUCGGCAUCGGCAUCGGCCAACGGUUCCUCCAAGGACAAGGAAAGCGUGGCCGACGCCAAGAAGGAAAAGGAACCCGCAGAGAAGAAGAAACAGAAACCCGCCAAAGACGCCGGGGACAAGGCCCCGGAGGAGGACGCCAAAGCCAAACCCGAAGCUUCUUCGGAAACGGGCAAGCCGGCCGAGAAAGAGGCCGAACCCGCCAAACCAAAACCGCAGAGCAACGAUCCCAGCGAGGGACCGGUGGUCUCCGCUUCCAAGCGGACGCGGCCCCCCUACAAGUACGACCCGGAGAAGGUGACCCUCCGCUUUUUGUUUGCGAACAAGGAYGGCCUCACCGUCACGGUGGAAUGCACGCCGAACGACACCGUGGGAGAGGUCAAGGSCCGGCUCCUGUCGGUCUGGCCGGAAGGUAGGUUUUUGUUGUCGCCAAUGCGGUUGUCGUUGUUGUUGCAAUUGUUGUUGCAAUUGUUGUUGCUAUUGUUGUUGUUGCCAUUCUUUAGUGCCAUUGUGUUUUGCGCACCUGGAUGCGAUCAUGCAUUGCAUUCGCAAUCUCAUCGAUUUCGAAUCCCCCCACRCGAACCAUCGAUGUGACACAACGAAACCAAACGAAACCAAACACAACACAACACCAAACACAACACAUCAGACCUCCCGAGCUGCUCGGGCGGAGAUCAAUUGCGCCUGAUUUGUAUGGGCAAGGGCGUCCUCAUGCCCGACUCGAGGACGCUCCGGGCCUGCGAGGUYCCGGUCUUCAAGACGCACCCCACCCCGGUCAACGUUGCGGUCCGCCCGAAGACGGCGAUUCCCGUGCACAAACCCAGCCGCGGAAAAGACGGCGGUUCCCGCGGGGUGGCUUCCCAGGGAAGUCCUUCCGUCAACGUCGCGGAACAGAGCGGACAGGGGUGCGGCUGCGUCAUCAGCUAGUGUUUGGUGUGUGUGUGUGUGUGUGUGUAAGUUGGUGGGUGGGUUGGUUGCGGCCGCCUUGCAUCGUCGGAUGACAUCAGAUCGCAGCACGGCACGGCAUAGCGUAAUAGGUUACGGUAGGGCACGGUAGUACAAGCGGCGGUGUUCGCUAUCUCUUUGGGAGCGGAGCGGUGCAGUGCAGUGCAGUGCAGUGCAUCACAGUGGAAAAUAAUAUUGCUCUGUCGGGGACUACACCAUUGGUCUGGCGUUUCUUGUGGAUUUGUGGUGGAGCUCGGUGGGUGCCGCGCCAUCUCGCAUCGUGAACGAUACAACGACAUGCGUACCGCAUCUCACCGCACAGCAAAGCAGAUACGCACAAACCACUCUACAAUGCUGGAUGCAAUGGAUGGAUGGUUCUCAGACCUGCCGGCACGACGGAAAACAGGAGGGCAUGCACAGCGCACUGCAACACAGUACAACACAAAAGAAAACAAUUCAAUUCAAUACAAUACAACACAGAACAACACAGAACAAAACAGAAUAGCACAACCAGACCGUCUGGAUAGAUCAUACGCCAACAGCAGCAGCAACAAAAUAAUAGUCUAGUUAUCCG
Messenger RNA from Pseudo-nitzschia multistriata, 2187 nucleotides. The record is from the annotation of a GenBank genome assembly. Lineage: Eukaryota; Bacillariophyta; Bacillariophyceae; Bacillariales; Bacillariaceae.